AUGUCUUGCAACCCCACUAAUGACGGCUUUUCAUUCACUCCUGAUGGUGGAAUAUCCACAGGGCUGUCUAGUUCUUCGGUGAUCACUCCGUCGCAAUGCUUUACAAGCACUGAGACCUUGUACGACGCGAUUGUCGUCGGAGCUGGGUGGACAGGAGUAACCACCGUGCGGGACUUAACCUCACGCGGCUUUAAGGUGUUGCUCUUAGAGGCACGUGAUCGCAUCGGCGGACGAACCUGGACCUCUGUCAUCGACGGCCAUCCAUUUGAGUUGGGCGGCACAUACGUCCAUUGGGGUCAAUCUCACGUCUGGACUGAGAUUACACGAUACAACCUGCAAGACUAUGUGACAGACGUCUUCGACAACUCUGAUGACACUACCUCUGGACUUAAUGACUCCGACCUCGCGGAAGCUCUCACCAAGUUUUUCAACGUUGACGGGUACAAUGGUGCUAAGGUUAUACCGUUCCCGCACAAUCCUGCGAUUGGGGAUGCCACCCACCUUAAAUAUGACUCGAUGUCUCUAGACGAUCGAUUGCAGGAGAUUCGCGGCGACCUUGACCCCAGCAUCAUCACUCCUCUGGUAGUGAUGCUCCUGUGUAACGGCGGUGAUUUGGAAACCAAGAGCUUUUUUGAAUUUUUGCAACGAUGGGCACUCUGUGGGUAUAACGCCAAGGGAUAUGUGGAUUACCACAUACGGUACAAGUUGAAAAUCGGGCAGUCAGAUUUCCUGAAGCAUUUAUGGAAGCACGCCUUGCAGACCGGCAAUCUUUCCUACAGAUUUUCAUCCCCAGUUAAUUCGGUCGACACUACCAACGCCAACGAUACGACGAUUACAACGACUGAUGGGACGAUUUACCACGCACGAAAGGUCAUUGUGACAGUUCCAUUGGCUGUGUUGAAACAGAUUUCAUUCUUGCCAACUUUGCCGCACCUGAAAGCAGAGGCAUAUGCUCAAGCGACUGGGAAUAUUGCGGCUAAAGUUAUCGCUGUAGCGACUGGAACUGACUGGGUCGGCCGUAGUGUAUUCGCCGACAACGACGGCUUCACGUUCACGAUGACUGGUGAAUCAGUCGCCGCGUGGGGGAACGAUACGGUCUUGGUCGCCUUUCACUCUGCGUCCCCGAAACCAACCAACUUCGAGUUGAUCAAGCACCCCCGCGAGUGUCUCAUCGUCAACCCUGACGGAUCUCAACACGUCAUGCAGCUGCAGUGGCCCCCAUUCCAAAACCUGCCCGCGGACCUGGUUUUAUCGAUUGUCGACGCCAUUUUCAACGAGUACGCGGAAGACAUUGAUCUCGGGUAUGAUGAAGACGAGUUCUAUUGUGAGGAAUGGGAGAUUGACGAGUUCGUUCGAUUCCAAGUGUGGAAAGACGUCGCCAAUCUAGCCCGCGCCUGCAAGGGCUUCUAUGCCCUUAUUACCCCCGUACUCUAUCUCAGAGAUCUCCAAUGGAACCACGCCUCGGCCCUGUUGCUUUCAGCCAAGAAUGGCAGCGUCGCGGGGGUCUUGAAGUCCUUGGAAUGCGGCGCAGAUGUGGACCAGCAGGAUCACACUACACUUUACGAGUAUAGUGAGGAGGUUGAUCAGGAUUACAACGACGACACAGGCUAUUGGACAAGAUGGUACGAGUCUGGUCGAAUGGGCGUGGACAUUUUCGUCACGGCGUUACAUUGGGCUGCAAUUUAUCGUCAUCCGCAAGUCGUGGAGACACUUCUGCAUCGAGGCGCCGAUGUCAAUCUCGAGAUGGAUUUCGGGAAUCGACAGUCUGAUGAACCACCUUAUGAACAUUUUGAUCGAAGUUUGUUCAUCUGUCGCUCUCUUUCAGAGCACGUGGCCACACCCGGGACCGUAUUUCGGGGCAGUAUUCCCCGAGGUCAGGACAUGCUUUUGGAAUACGAAUUGGGCAGUCUUUUGAGUAAAGGCGGGAACGCUCUUUACUGCGCCUUGCUCAACUCGAAACGCUACCCAUUCCCCAACGAGGACUACAGCAGGUCUUGCUUGCCGAACGCCAAGCUCCUCGUCGACGCAGGAUCUUCUCUCAUCACGUACUCCACCAUAGGCCUCCACGCACUACACCAGGCCUGCGGAAACUGGAGCUUUGAAGCAGCGGACUUCCUUCUGACCCUGGAUAGAGUCGGGAUAGACCCCAACCAGCCCUCGCGCGGCUACUGUUGCAUCACGGCGCCGACAUUAACGCCGUAA
Molecule: messenger RNA, 2202 nt
Organism: Colletotrichum karsti
Lineage: Eukaryota; Fungi; Ascomycota; Sordariomycetes; Glomerellales; Glomerellaceae
Exons: 5
Coding region: 1-2202 (733 amino acids)
Molecular function (GO): protein binding; oxidoreductase activity
Source: RefSeq, a predicted model, not a curated record